Xenopus tropicalis (tropical clawed frog) is the source of this 5958-nucleotide messenger RNA. RefSeq names its product oxysterol binding protein 2 (gene osbp2). Gene Ontology annotation, cellular component: membrane. The coding region runs from base 968 to 3097 and encodes 709 amino acids. The record is from RefSeq and is a predicted model, not a curated record. Gene Ontology annotation, molecular function: sterol binding; lipid binding; small molecule binding. NCBI's taxonomy places the organism in Eukaryota, Metazoa, Chordata, Amphibia, Anura, Pipidae. The transcript has 19 exons.
AAUGGAGUGCGGGGCCCGAUUGGGAGCAAUAGGUGCAAUUGGCCUAGGGCCGGCCCUGGUACCAACUUUAACAGGUUAUUGUUGCGAUUUUACAGUCCAGCUCUUCUGUCUCUCAGUUAAACAAUAUUGUCACUAAGAGCACAGGUCGGGGAGGCACAGGGCAGGGACAAUCAGGAAAUCCCUGGGGCAAAUAACACCCCUCAGGCAACGUGUCACUGCCCCUCCCCAGCAAUCCUUCCUCCGCUUCUCUUACCACAAGGUUCAUGCCUCGGAGCUGACUCCACACAUUUUGUACAUAGAAAAGCCACCGUCCUAGAUCAGUUCCAGUAUCAGUUCGGGUGCUGCAGAAUCGCUACUACCGGUGCGGCCGCAGAGCUUUACCCGUUCUGAUGGAUUCAUACAUCACUCACCUAAAGAGGUGCCUGAAGAACAUACACAGGGUAAUAAAGAAGGCCAAUGAUAUCCUGUGCAGUAUCAGCCAGCCAUCAGUGUGCAGUGAAGUGCUGCUUUCUGCUCGCGGAACAGACUACAUUUCAGGGGUUCUGGAAGUGUAUAAAGUGUCAAAGAGAAUGGAAGGCGGAAUGGCCAUGCAUAAUAUAGAGCCUGAUGGACUUCAAAUCAUGUUUCGAGAUAUUGAUUUAACCUGGAAUAAUCUGCAAGCCUUUCUCUCCAUGUGUCCCUGUAUGCUUCAAAAGCUGCCCUCGCCAUUGGUUUUGAAUUGCACCACUGCCACACGCCAUUCGGAAACAGCCCCUUGCCUUAGGAGGUGUUGUGGUAUUUGCUUACUAGAAAGGCCGAAUGAAGAGCAGAUUAUAAAAGAGCCUGCAGACAGUUUGCAGAUGCACAAGGGGCAACCUUAUCAUUCAAGCUGUGCCAACUUUUGGCUGAACUGUGUAGAUUUAGAGCUACCAGUUUUAUCUUGUCACAGUUUCUGUUCUUUCUGCACACAACAAAAGAAUGAGAUACCAUGACGACACAGGCGGAGAUGGCCCACACCUGCAGAGGAACCAUUAAUUUGUCAACAGCUCAUAUCGACACUGAAGAUUCAUGUAACAUUGUCCUGACCAACGGAGGAAGAACGUAUCAUCUUAAGGCAAGCUGUGAGGUGGAGAGGCAAAGAUGGGUUACUGCUUUGGAGCUAGCAAAAGCCAAAGCUAUCCGCAUGAUGAACAACCAGUCAGAUGACUCUGGGGAUGAAGAACCAAGUUCCCAGUCUGAUAAAAGUGAGUUGCACAGCUCUCUGAAAGCGCUGACGAGUAAGUUGGAUGACCUCAGCACGUGCAAUGACCUUAUCGCUAAACAUGGCGCAGCCCUUCAGCGCUCCCUGAGUGAGCUGGAGAAUCUCAAACUGCCUGCAGAGAGUGGGGAGAAGAUUAAGUCUGUGAAUGAGCGUGCUACCCUCUUCAGGAUCACUUCUAAUGCAAUGAUCAAUGCAUGCCGCGAUUUUUUGGAUCUAGCUGAAACCCAUAGUCGUAAAUGGCAUCGUGCUUUACAGUAUGAGCGUGAACAGAGAGUACGCUUGGAAGAGACUAUUGAGCAGCUAGCAAAGCAACAUAAUAGUUUGGAACGGGCCUGCCGGGGAGCCCCGGGUCUCACCUCCAACACAACUGGAGUUCUAAACACUCCAAAAGGGAAUGUCCCAGCUAUAAAAGGGGAAGCCAGUGAUGAAGAUGAGGAGACAGAGUACUUUGAUGCCAUGGAGGACGCACCAGCUUUUAUCACAGUAACAGCUGACCCUAAACAGCACAGACGAUCUGGGAGCAACCUGAGCAGUGCUAGUGGAGGCCACCCAGAUGACUGGCAUCUAGAAGACAAUGCAUUUCAUAGUUCCCCGGAAAGUAAUCAUGAAUCUAAGCGCAAGGAACUUAUACCUAAGAAAAGGAGAAGAACACGUAUUCCUGACAAACCAAACUACAGCCUUAACCUCUGGAGUAUAAUGAAAAACUGUAUUGGCAAAGAAUUAUCCAAAAUCCCCAUGCCUGUGAAUUUUAAUGAGCCCCUUUCUAUGCUCCAGAGGCUUACGGAAGACUUGGAGUACCACGAAUUGCUGGAUAAAGCAGUGAAAUGUGAAAGCUCUAUUGAACAGAUGUGUUUUAUUGCUGCUUUCUCUGUAUCUUCCUAUUCCACCACAGUCCACCGGACAGCAAAACCAUUUAAUCCACUACUAGGUGAAACCUUUGAACUUGACCGACUAGAUGAUUUAGGAUUCAGGUCCAUAUGUGAGCAGGUUAGUCAUCACCCACCUGCUGCUGCCCAUUAUGUUCACUCCAAAAAUGGAUGGAAAUUGUGGCAGGAAAUCACCAUUGCAAGCAAAUUCAGAGGAAAAUACCUCUCCAUCAUGCCACUGGGGGAUAUUCAUCUGGAGUUCCAUUCCAGUGGUAAUCACUAUGUGUGGAGAAAGGUCACCUCUACUGUGCACAAUAUCAUCGUUGGGAAGCUCUGGAUAGACCAGUCUGGAGAUAUAGAGAUCAUCAACUAUAAGACGAAGGAUAAAUGCCAACUGAAAUUCAGCCCUUAUAGUUAUUUCUCCAGGGACAUCGCUAGAAAGGUCACAGGAGUGGUGACAGAUGCAAAUGGAAAAGCACAUUAUGUUCUAUCAGGCACCUGGGAUGAAAAAAUGGAAUGCGCAAAGAUUGUACAGAGCAGCCAUGGCAAUAGCUGUGCAGAAGGCAAACAAAAGACAGUGUACCAGACCCUCCCUCCGAAGCUGCUGUGGAAGAAAUACCCUUUGCCAGAGAAUGCAGAGAACAUGUAUUUUUUUUCGGAAUUUGCAUUAACGCUGAAUGAAUCUGAUGAAAGUGUUGCACCUACGGAUAGCAGGAAUCGGCCAGACCAGCGAUUGAUGGAGAAUGGCAAAUGGGAUGAAGCCAAUGUAGAGAAACAAAGGCUAGAGGAGAAACAAAGAGCUGUGCGCAGGAGAAGGGAAGCUGAAGCUGUGGAGGCAUUAGAAGAAGGUAAUGACUACGAAGGAUACCAGCCACUGUGGUUUGAGAGGAAAGUCGACCCCUAUACUGGUGAACUGAUUUGCAAUUACAAAGGUGGCUAUUGGGAGUGCAAAGAAAGACAAGACUGGUCUUGCUGCCCUGAUAUCUUCUGACCCAGCGUGAGAUACAGAGCUGGCAGUGCCCCCAACCAGUGCCCAUAGAGGAUGCACAGGAGGCUCAAUACAGCUUACAGCACUGGUGAAGAAGGGACGCAAACCAGCAUGAAAAUAACCAGAGUAAUAGAAACACCUGCCAGAAUCACCGAGAACGGGAGAAAGCAGGGAUCUAACACAUAUUUUCUAAUGAUAAAGCUUUUUUGGUUUACUACAGUGACAUUUUUUAGCAACUAAUAAGGACUGGGGAAAAUGAAGAUUAUUUAUUUUAUUGCUGAUGUUUCAUUUGACAUUUGCGUUUUUAUAAUUGCCUCUUCCAGCCUUUUCAAGGUCUGAAUCCUCUAAUGUACAAUCCAAUUUUGAGGAAAAUAGAGGAAUUUAAGGUACUUUUAGAAAUAUGUAUUUAUGUAUGUUAUCUAUGGCUAUAGUUAAUAGUUAUACUUAAAAGUCACAAGAUGUGAAUUAAUCUAUGGGCAGCAUCAAGUGGCCAACUGGAGACAAACAGCUAGAUCUCUUGGGCACUGUAUCAAUAUUGCAAAGGAUCACUGUGUAUGACAGGGACGUCAAGCCUGCAGUCCUUAGGUUUUGGCUGACCUGCAGCCUGACAUCCAUUCUUUUCUAUUUGACUAAUGCACUUUUGAUAAAAUAUUUCCAAAGAUAUGGUGCCGCUCUUACAGAAAGUGCUGUUGAUUAAAGGGUCAGUAACACCAAAAUGAUGAAAGGCCUUGAUAUACACUGAAAGGAAAAUUAAAGGUAAAAUCACUGGGGAGCCAAUUUUCUAGAUACCCCCAGUGAUACAAUUUUUUUACCCCCCAGGCUGGUGGGUCUCCUCUUAAAAAAUGCACUGGCCCAAGAUACUUUACAACAGAGUGUGCAGCCACCAUAUUUUACUCCGUUCUUACGUAUCCCCUAUGCCUACUGAAGCUAUGUGUAUGCGCAGUACAGAAAUGGGAGACGUUUUUUACUGUGCAUACGCUUAAGGGCAUGUAAUGCCAGAGAAAGUAGAAGAACAUGGCACUCACAGGAGAAGUACCCCAGGCAAUUGGAUUUUUUAAGAAAGAGGUGUGCAGGGUCAGGUAGGAAGAGACUAGAAUCCCUGUGGGCUGCCUAACAACUGGGUACUGCCUAGUGGUAUUACCUUACCCUCUCCUUUAAAUUUACAAUGUCCCCCUGCACUUUGUAUUUGCUCCAGAAGCUGUAGUACAAUUAAUAUCAAUACAUUCUUUUGUAGCCAAGGAAGUUGCCGUGCAGAAUCCGCGUUUGCACAAUGGGUUUUAGCGCUGAUAAGCCAAGGUCAGAUGUUAUCGAUAAUAUCAUUAGUCAUAGCUUUCUAUACAACUAUUGGACUGUUGCUGGCAAUAAAUAUUGUAUUUUCAGCUGCUGGGGAGACAGAUAUAAAAUAUAAAUGUAUACCGAGCAGUUUCAGUUUUUCAGUGUUACUGGCUCUUUAAAUGCUGUCCAAAGCAGGAAGAAACAAUUAAGACCAAUUUCAGUAAUAAAAAGCCAUGAGAUACCUCCUAAAACCAUACGUAGCGUUGCCCACAUAACAUUGCAUGGGUUUGCAGUAAAGCACUGCUGCAGCUUUGUUCUGAGCAGACAGAAGGAAUUUAGAGGCAAUGGAAAAGAAGCAGCAGAUGGUAAACAUGAGCUGCACUCCCUCUGCAGGACAGAACUGGAGCCGCACCCUCCCCUUAUUCAUUCCCAAACUGAACUGUGCAUUAUUGCGGUGCAGACAAGUUUGUUGGGCACCCCCCAUUGACUUUAAUUACUAAUUUCAUACCCUGGGCUGACAACCCUUUUAUUUAAAAAAAUAACCAACACAGGGUACUUUAGUGCAGAGCAUGCUGCUUUUUCCCAGGUAUCCCUUUUUCUGAACAAAGCUGGGUGUGUGCGCAGGACAGCAGUCACAAAGUAGUUCUGCACACAAGGGGAUACCUGGGAGAGAGCAAUAUGAUGGCUGAGGCACUUUCUACACUAAAAAACCCCAGACGAAUGCGGCCAAGGAUGGGUUAGCAAUUUAGAGUUAAUGGGGACUGGCUAACAAAUUGGCCCUCCAGUAAUUUGGGGUUUAUUUUUCCUGAUGGGGCGAAAUGUGAUAUUUGAUUAACUUUCCUAAAAAAUAAACAUUUUACCAUCACUGGAGGGUCCUAACAUAUUGGCACCCCCAGUGAUUGUACCUUUUCUUCUCCUUUAAUCCACAGGCUGCAAUACUUGCUGUUGCUCUGGGCUAUGUGCAAGCCCAGCCCAGGACAGGCAGUGGGGUAUAAUUUGAGGUGGCUUUCUGAGCUUAAAAGAGAAGGAGAAAUAAAAAGAAUGUCACUGGAGACAUCAUGGCCAAAUAACAUGAUCCCAGGGUCGGACUGGGCCGCAUGGACACCGGAAAAAUACCCAGACCUGACCCUGUUGCAAGCUCCUCCAGCCACGGUUGUCCUCGGGCGGGGGCCCAUGGGGGGUUAGGGGGGCACGGCGGGGGCAUCUUAAAGGAUGCGGGGCCCCUGCAUAAUCCAAUCUUGAUAUGUUAGACAUAGGAAGAACUCACAGGAGUGUCUACCAUAAUAUAUAUUUCACCCAACGGCUCCUUGAUGUACCUAUGUACUGUAUUGUAUGCACAGCCUCUGUUAUUAAAUAGGUGGGUAAGUAUUAUUUGCACCAAACUGGAACAUAUAAGAAACACAGAGUUAUGUCAUUCUAGAGAUCAGCAGGAUUGUGCUAUCAAUAAUGUAAUCAGGUAUGAGAUCCAUAGGCCCAUUAUCCAGAAAGCUCAGAAUUACGUUAAGGUCAUCCCAUAGACUCCAUUAUAAGCAAAUAAUGAUUUCCUUUUUCUCUGUAAUAAUAAAACUGUACCUUGUACUUCAUCCCAA